AUGGUUCAGCCAGACAAGCGCCUUCUCUGGCACCCCAGAUAUGACGAUAAGUUCGUAGUGGGAGGGAAUUCACAGAUUACACUGUAUGAAUGGGCAGCAGAGUACCCGGAAAUAAGGCAUGUUACGUCGCAACAUGAUUUGCAUUUUAUGAAGUGUUUUGCAUGGUCUCCAGACCCAUCCUUUGAUGACCUGAUAGCAGUUGGGUUGAGUACCGGAAAGGUUGACCUUAUCCGUUUAGAAGCGGGAAAGCAAGCACAGCGCAAAAAUGUACUAUCCAGUGGUCCUUCAGUAACAUUACCAGUACGAAACUCCCGGACGUGCAAUGCUCUAGCGUUUAAUCCAGUGGACCCGAACUAUCUCGCUGUUGGACUCGAUAAAGUGCGCGGAGAUGCCAGUCUAAUUUUAUGGGACAUCAGCACCUCUGCGUUGUCCUUAACCUUGCCCGUUCAUAAUCAAUCAGGAGAGGUGUCAUCAGUUCUUAACACUAUGUCCCCACUUCCCUCCCGGCCUCUGCCUUUACUUCCACGGCUGGAAAGUCAAGCUCGGAUAGAUCCACGUAUAAUCCAGCAAUACGCACCGACUGAAAUUGUCUCCUCACUUUCUUUUUUACCCGAUUCCUCCAAUCUACUUCUCGCCGGUAUAUCGCUUCGCUGGCUCCGUCUAUUUGACCUCCGCUCUCCAGCAGCCACAGUCGUCAACGUCGCUUCAAAGGUUCACGGCAUCGCGACAGACCCUUUCGACCAGCAUCGGCUAGCAUGCUUCAGCGACACUGCAAUCACCGUAUGGGAUGCACGGCGGCUAGCACAACCUUUACUCACAUUCUCAGAGAAAGACGCUUUUGCAGAUGGCGCGAGAGUGAGGACAGGGAAUGGAAUCGCAUACGCCAACAUCGAGUUUUCCAACACACGCAGGGAGUGUCUGGCUACUCUGGAGCGCGACGCCGAUUAUGUGCGGUUCUGGGAUUUGAGAGAGUCAAGAGUGCAAGCCUUAGAUGGAGGCGCCGGUGCGAGUGGUGCUGGCGGGUCGUCCGAUGGGGAAACACGGACCUCGAGAGAUUCUAGUCGCGCAACGAGGAGGAGUUGGGCAGCCAAUCUGGCCUGGGGAUCAGAACGCUCCACGCAAUCUCAAUCAUCGCUCAAGGAAAGAGAUCGUUCUCGUCAAUCUGGACCUGGCCAGUUAAUGCACGUCCUCGCUGAUACUCGACGAACAAAAUCAUUCCCUCGCCCUCUUUCAUCAUUCGCACUUGUACCAAUGUCUCGCGCCCUAGCCAAUUCGGGAGAGACACAUUACCCUCUUGCAUCGAACGUGAUGGUCGUCAACAAAGAUGGCGACCUUGAACUCUAUGCAAUUCACGACACAACCAAGCAAGUUGCUUGGAGCGCACGAGGAGAUUUAGCAAUCGGCGCAGGAGUUGGAAUGAGGGUAAUAGAAGGAUACAAAGAGGAAGAGAUAAACAAUGUUGAGGCUACACAAGGAAAUACAGAUUCGGGAGGGAUAAAUGAAUUUGGAUAUAGGACCGGAGAUGUGGGGAGAGAUCGGACAAGGGAAAGGGGGAAAGGGAAGAUGUCAAGGUCGAGGUCGCAUCCGUCAAGAGAUGGUUCAAGAGUGAGAGGACGGUCCGUGAAUCACGAAGGGUCUCGCGUUGGCGCACAUCCUACGCUUUCAGCAUCGGCUGCACCUAUUCACACAGGAAGUAAUGCUUCAGGCGGCCCUCCAGCUUUAUUUGGGCGUGGCGACGAAGAAGGAUUCCCUGCUCUAACUCCAUCCCCAUCCCUUGCUGGAGUCGGGUCAAACUCAAGUACGGGAACAGGUAAUGGUGUGAGCACGGAGACCACCACUAGUUCCUCUUCAACGACUUUUGCGAGCACUGCAGCUCCUGUCAUGGGUGGCAUUACCAGUUUUAUGGCGACCACCAACCCCAGUAGCGGCCAUACUGUGUCAGCACACACUGGCCCGACGGGUCUAGCAGCCAGUCGCCCAGGCAAAACCCGCACAUAUAGUCCUGCGUCAAUCAGGAAGUAUCGGAGUGGAGAGCGUGGCGAGCCACGAGCGUUGGCGAAGCGAAGUCUUUCUCGAGGAGAUACGGUGCUGAUAGACGAUGAGACGGGGGGAAAUGGCAUCGGAACUCGCGGAAGCGGCGCCGGUAGACAAACCGAUGAGAUGGCCCAGAGCUCGCGGAAAGAGCAGGAGAGCAUGGGGCUGCAUAGUGUGCGGAUAUCGAGAGAGCGGCCGACCAACAUGCGGGCGAAUAAAGCUAGAGAAAAGGAGGCACGUAAACAGGGGAUUAUUCAUGUUGUUCAGGAUGAUAUUUCGAUGAUUAUGAGACGCAGGGCGAAGGCUGGGUACGGGCUUAGCCAGCCACAUCAUAACAUUUCUGUUACUCAGGACGACCAUGAACCUUCCGAUGGCACCACCCAACAUCUAUCAGAGUUAUGGGCUUGGAUAUAUCAUUCACAAGACGUUCUUUGUGUCCCAACCCCUCGACUUCAUGGGUACGAUUUUUCUUAUCAUGGCCUGCUGGGAAUUUGGGAGGGCAUCCCACCUACAGGUAGCAGCAACAUCCCUCAGCCUAGUGAUGACCGAGACGUUCAACGCUCCCUCCUCCUCGAUUUGCCAGGGCAGCAACAGGGUCAAGGGCACCACCAUACCCAUACAAACAGUACUGGAAGCAGCUCCGAAUACACGCGGCAGCAACAUCGCAGCCAUACACAUGGACGCAGCACGCAACGAAGCCGCUCGCCUGCGGACGACUGGUACGGUAAUUGGGGCACGGCAUUAAACAUCAUUGCGGCGAGGAGGGGCGUUGACCAGCUCAGUUGGAGGCCACCUGUAACAACAACAAAGCUCGUGCAAAGGCAAGUAGCACUGCAGCUGUGUGGGUGGAGUUUGAGAGAAGAGGAGCUGAAUCUUGCUAUCAAACGAUGGGAGAAAGAGGGGAAGCUUUCCAGGGCAGCUUGUUGGCUGGUGUUUAGUGGGCAAUAUAGCAAGGCUGUGGAUUUGUUGAUGCGAAGCGAUGAUGAGACCCAUCAAAUGAUGUCCGGUACUGUGGCAGCACUUGCUCCCUUGACAUCUUCAGGGAGCGGGAGGGGCCUUGAACUCCGCGAACACUAUGGCCGCUUGAUUAUCCGACUCCACGACCCCUAUUUCCGCGUCAUGCUCACCCACCUCGCCUUAGGCGACUGGACAGAAGUUCUUGAAGAGGAGGUCAUCCCAUUUCGCGAACGUAUAGCCAUUGCGUUUCAAUUUCUCGAUGACAAGGCCCUUUCCUCUUAUCUCAAACGUACCAUCGAACAUGCGCGACUACACGGCGAUAUUGACGCACUCAUUAUCACUGGACUAACACCCACGGGCAUGAACAUUCUCCAGGCCUACCUCGAUCGUACAGGAGAUGUCCAAAGCGCAGCGAUUCUAAGCUCAUACGUUUGUCCUCAAAGGUUCAGGGAUAAAAGAGCAGAGAAGUGGCUCGAGGCGUAUCGAGACCUGUUAGACGGCUUCAAGCUACACCAUCUAAGAGUUGGGUUGGACAUCGAGAGAGGCCAGAUUCUUCACGAUGCAAUACAGAAUGGCGAUAUGCCACCAGAAGAGUGGGCCCCGCGUCAAAUCUUGAUUAGGUGUCAUUAUUGCAAUAAGCCGGUUAGCACACCUGCGGUAGGUGCAGGCAUGGGAUUAGUGCAGUCACUAAAAGGACGUCCUACUGCGUGUUCGAAUUGCAGUCGCGAGCUUCCUAGAUGUUCGGUUUGCUUGAUGACUCUUUCAAUUGUGCAUGAUGCAGCUCGCGAGAUCGACCUCGGAUAUACCCACCACAGUGAUACCUUCGACGAUGCUAUCGUUAUCUGCCAGACUUGUCGUCACGGCGGACAUGCUGUACACAUUUUGGAAUGGUUCACGGGCGAAGAUGGUCAAAGAACGCAUGAUAUCUGCCCUGUUGCAGAUUGCGAAUGCCGAUGCGCCGAUGAAUUCUGA
This is a messenger RNA of Psilocybe cubensis, 3963 nucleotides long. RefSeq lists its product as uncharacterized. Gene Ontology annotation, biological process: positive regulation of TORC1 signaling. The record is from RefSeq and is a predicted model, not a curated record. The transcript has 9 exons. Gene Ontology annotation, cellular component: cytoplasm. Gene Ontology annotation, molecular function: protein binding. The coding region runs from base 1 to 3963 and encodes 1320 amino acids. NCBI's taxonomy places the organism in Eukaryota, Fungi, Basidiomycota, Agaricomycetes, Agaricales, Agrocybaceae.